UAACUGUGGCCAAAGCUGUAAGAAACAUAGCUCAUUGUUGGCAAAUGCCGAUGAGCCUCGCUGAGGAGUAAGGGAAGGGAAGGGGGAAAAUAAAAGAGAAAGGGGCUUGGGUCUUCAGGCGAAGCAGCAGGAACAGCAACAGCAGCAACAAGACGACAGCAAUAAUAUCACGUAACGACCUCGAAGGAAACCAGAAAAAUACUCUAUAUGCAGCUGGGCGGUUUUUAAAUUGAGCGAUUCUACCAGCAACCUCCCGAGCAGAAAGAGCAAAGACCGGAGAAGGUUUGGAAAUGGCUGACCACAUGAUGGCCAUGAACCACGGGCGCUUCCCCGAUGGCACCAACGGGCUGCAUCACCAUCCUGCUCAUCGGAUGGGAAUGGGUCAGUUUCCAAGCCCCCAUCACCACCACCAGCAACAACAACAACACGCCUUCAAUGCCUUAAUGGGCGAGCAUAUACACUAUGGCGCUGGGAAUAUGAAUGCCACUAGCGGGAUCAGACAUGCGAUGGGGCCAGGGACUGUGAAUGGAGGGCACCCCCCCAGCACCAUGCCCCCCACGGCCAGAUUUAACAACUCCCAGUUCAUGGGGCCCCCAGUCGCUAGCCAGGGAGGCUCCUUACCGGCCAGCAUGCAGCUGCAGAAGCUAAACAAUCAGUAUUUCAACCAUCACCCUUAUCCCCACAACCACUAUAUGCCGGAUUUGCACCCAGCAAGCCACCAGAUGAACGGGACGAACCAGCAUUUCAGAGAUUGCAACCCAAAGCACAGCAAUAGCAGCGGCAACAGCGGCGGUAGCAGCAGCAACAGCAGCAGCAACAUGCCUUCCUCGGUUCCCCACGUCCCUGCUGCGAUGCUGCCUCCCAAUGUCAUAGACACUGACUUCAUAGACGAAGAAGUGCUCAUGUCCUUAGUGAUAGAAAUGGGUUUGGACCGCAUCAAGGAGCUGCCUGAACUCUGGCUGGGACAAAACGAGUUUGAUUUUAUGACGGACUUCGUGUGCAAACAGCAGCCUAGCAGAGUGAGCUGCUGACUUAAUUUAAACAACCACCACCACCACCACCACAACAACAACCACAACAACAAAAGAAACAGAUCUGACUUUUUCGGUGUGAAUUAAAAACAUUCCCUUAGACACAGUAUCUCGCUUUUCAGGUCUUGAACGGUUUGAGAACUUGGAAAACAGAGUAAACUAUAAAACUUGUACAAAUUGGUUUAAAAAGAAAAUUGCUGCCACUUUUUUGUUUUUUGUUUUUCUGUUUUGUUUUUUGUAGCCUUGACAUUCACCUCCCUUAUGUAGUAGUAAUAUCUAGCUAACUCGGUCUUUUCUGUUGUUUUUACUCCUUAUUUCCUCACUUAAUUUCUACAGUGCUCAACUGUUAGAUAUUAAUCUUGGCAAACUGCUUAAUCUUGUGGAUUUUGUAGAUGGUUUCAAAUGACUGAACUGCAUUCAAAUUAUGAGUGGAAGGAAAAAUUGCAUUAGUUGGUUGCAUGAACUUUGAAGGGCAGAUAUUACUGCACAAACGCUGCCAUCUCGCUUCAUUUUUAACUAUGCAUUGGAGUACAGACUAAUUUUAAAAAUAUGCUAAACUGGAAGUUUAAACAGAUGUGGGCCAAACCAUUCUGGAUCAGGAAAAGUAAUACUGU
Molecule: messenger RNA, 1645 nt
Organism: Sarcophilus harrisii (Tasmanian devil)
Lineage: Eukaryota; Metazoa; Chordata; Mammalia; Dasyuromorphia; Dasyuridae
Gene: CITED2
Product: Cbp/p300 interacting transactivator with Glu/Asp rich carboxy-terminal domain 2
Exons: 2
Coding region: 291-1031 (246 amino acids)
Biological process (GO): regulation of DNA-templated transcription; sex determination; left/right pattern formation
Cellular component (GO): nucleus
Source: RefSeq, a predicted model, not a curated record